CCUUGGCAGUCUGUGAAGUAGAUAACUUGAUCUUUGGCUUCGUUUAUUCACUUUUGCUCUUGCGUACUGAAUUUUCUUUUUAAUUUUCCGAUCAUUUGUGAUCAUUAAAGUUUUUGGGUUUCUGCGAUUUCUUUAAUUUGAACUUGAUAUAUCAGUAAAUAGCCUAAUUUGAGAUCAUGACCUAAACAGGUGGUUGACUAAGAUAAACCUUAAAAUUAUUUAAUCUGGGUAGCUUAGCCAUGAUUAUUGAAAUAAAAGAUUCUGUUGAUAUAUGGCUCAGAUGAUGCAAAGAAAACUGAACACUUGCUUGUACUUGAUGAGCUAAAGAAAGACUGCAAUUAUUCAAAGCAGAUUUAAUGGAUGAAGGGUCUUUUGAUCCUGUGGUUGAGGGAUGUGAAUGUGUUUUCCAUACAGCAUCUCCAUUUUAUUUAUCUGCAACUGAUCCCCAGGCAGAACUUAUUGAUCCUGCAUUGAAGGGAACACUUAACGUUCUUAGAUCAUGUACUAAAGUUCCUUCUAUCAAAAGAGUGGUCAUAACAUCAUCCAUGGCAGCAGUUGCAUUCAAUGGGAAACCUCUUGCUCCUGAUGUAAUAAUUGAUGAGACAUGGUUUUCGGAUCCUGAUUUUUGUGAGAAAUCAAAGUUAUGGUACAUGCUUUCAAAAACCUUAGCAGAAGAAGCUGCUUGGAAGUUUACAAAAGAGAAUGGAAUAGACAUGGUUACAAUAAAUCCAGGAUUGGUGAUUGGUCCUCUCUUACAGCCAACACUUAAUACUAGCUCAGAGUCUGUUCUGAAACUUAUAAAUGAAAAAUAUCCAAAUACAACAUUCAGAUGGGUUGAUGUCAGAGAUGUUGCCAAUGCACACAUUUAUGCCUUUGAGAAUUCUUCAGCUUCUGGAAGAUAUUGUUUAGUUGGGUCAGUUGUACACUCUUCUGAGACUCUGGAGAUUUUGCACAAACUUUUCCCUGAACUCAAGCUUCCUAAAGAAUGCGCAGAUGACAAGCCAACCUCGACCAAAUAUCAAGUAUCCAAAAAGAAAGUAGAGAGUCUAGGCGUCAAGUUUACUCCUCUCGACGUAAGUUUGAAGGACACUGUUGAAAGCUUGAGGGAGAAGAACUUAGUUAGCUUUUGACUUGGAUUAUUUUACAUGCUAGACAGAAACCUGCAAUUUAUUUUAUUUAGUCAUUGUUGCUGGCCACAGUUGAGGCCUUCAUGUUUAGGAAGUAAGCACCAGGGGUGAUGUACCUGCAGCUGGAAACAAUAUUAAUUUAUACUAGACAAAAGGCUUCUUUAAACCUUUGACAAA
Messenger RNA from Manihot esculenta (cassava), 1304 nucleotides. Its product is annotated as phenylacetaldehyde reductase-like. Bases 357 to 1130 code for a protein of 257 amino acids. The record is from RefSeq and is a predicted model, not a curated record. Gene Ontology annotation, molecular function: oxidoreductase activity, acting on the CH-OH group of donors, NAD or NADP as acceptor. NCBI's taxonomy places the organism in Eukaryota, Viridiplantae, Streptophyta, Magnoliopsida, Malpighiales, Euphorbiaceae. The transcript has 5 exons.